This is a messenger RNA of Syngnathus acus (greater pipefish), 2540 nucleotides long. RefSeq names its product endoplasmic reticulum-golgi intermediate compartment 1 (gene ergic1). Gene Ontology annotation, cellular component: endoplasmic reticulum; COPII-coated ER to Golgi transport vesicle; Golgi membrane. The record is from RefSeq and is a predicted model, not a curated record. The transcript is spliced from 11 exons. Gene Ontology annotation, biological process: retrograde vesicle-mediated transport, Golgi to endoplasmic reticulum; endoplasmic reticulum to Golgi vesicle-mediated transport. The coding region runs from base 137 to 1153 and encodes 338 amino acids. NCBI's taxonomy places the organism in Eukaryota, Metazoa, Chordata, Actinopteri, Syngnathiformes, Syngnathidae.
UCCACCAAUCACGUUGUGCAAAGCGUCCUAAGGUUGACGUCAGCCCCGGUACCGAUGAACAACCGGUAGCUUUGAGAAUCUCUGCCCUUUGUGACUUUGUCUGAUAAUAAACCUCUCUGUAGACAGUGGGAACAUCAUGCCUUUCGAUGUCCGGAGGUUCGAUAUCUACAGGAAAGUGCCCAAAGAUCUCACCCAGCCCACAUACACAGGCGCUUUCACCGCAAGUUUGACUGUGACGCCCUGCCAACCGCAAGGUCAUGUGACUGUCAUCCUUGGAGACGGUUGCCACCUAAACACACCUCACCUGCUCUGUUCGGAGCGUUCGGGCCAAGGCUUCUCACCACAGCGGUCUCACCGCUAUGUUUCCAUCCUGUGCUGCGUCGUCAUACUCUUCCUCUUCCUCUCGGAGCUGACGGGAUUCAUAGCCACUGAAAUUGUAAAUGAACUGUAUGUGGAUGAUCCCGAUAAAGACAGUGGUGGGAAGAUUGAAGUGAGUUUAAACAUCAGUUUGCCAAACUUACACUGUGAUUUGGUGGGUUUGGACAUCCAAGAUGAGAUGGGGCGCCAUGAGGUCGGCCACAUUGACAACUCGAUGAAGGUUGCCCUCAACCACGGAGACGGUUGCCGCUUCGAAGGGGAAUUCACCAUCAACAAAGUGCCAGGAAACUUCCAUGUGUCCACACACAGUGCCACAGCCCAGCCCCAAAGUCCUGACAUGACUCACUCAAUCCACAAGCUGGCAUUUGGAGAGAAGCUUCAGGUGCAAAAAGUCCAAGGCGCCUUCAAUGCUUUAGGAGGAGCGGACAAGCUGGCAUCGAAUCCUCUGGCUUCACAUGACUACAUUCUGAAGAUCGUGCCAACAGUUUAUGAAGAUCUAUCAGGCAAACAGAGGUUCUCCUACCAGUACACGGUGGCCAACAAGGAGUACGUUGCAUACAGCCACACGGGCAGGAUCAUACCGGCCAUCUGGUUCCGAUAUGACCUCAGUCCAAUCACAGUCAAGUACACAGAGAGGAGGCAACCCGUCUACCGCUUCAUCACCAGUAUCUGUGCCAUUGUUGGAGGGACUUUUACAGUGGCGGGCAUUAUUGAUUCCUGCAUAUUCACCGCAUCAGAGGCCUGGAAGAAGAUCCAGAUUGGAAAAAUUUCCUAGGACUAAACCUAACACCACCUCCACCAUGACCUUGACCCUUAUCCACCUUCCCCUAUGUUAUUAUUUAUAAGUGCAAAGUAGCCUGUUAGCUAAAUCCAACCCUGCUUUCUUGUAGAGACAUUCUCCUGGUGCCCAGUGAAGGUGCACAAAGCACAGGAUCUAACUUUCAGGCUACCGGCUCUUUUCACAGUUAGCGACGUAGCCCACAGGCUCAGUGCGCUCUGGUGACGUGUGAAUGCUGAGUAUCACGAGUCCACCUCCUCCGGCCAACUCUAUAGAGUGAGUCGGGAGCCAGCCAUUCAGUUUUUUUUUUUUAUUAUUAACUUGAAACUAUCCUGUUUAAUCAAGCCGAUCUCAUUGGUAAAAAAAAAUGUGGCGUGUGCUCUUAGAGUCGCCACAAGCAUCUUCAUGUUUAGUGAUUGUCACAAGAAGCAGUGUGGUGUUCUGCAAUCCACAAAAUAAUUGAAAGAAACAUUUUAUAUUCGCCUCGAGAUGUUAGUAGAUAUGGGCAAACAAAGAAAUUCUAUUGGCUAGGGCAAUAGCCUGACUGAUGAACCUCCUCCCUUUUCUUUACCAUGGUAACAAAGCACUACUUUUACAUUAGACAUGGGUUUGGCUGAGCACAAAAAACUGUUUUUCAAAAUUUUCAGCAAAUAAUGGAGAAUAGGUAAACCCCGCCCCCAAAUUCUGUGGAUCUGUGAAUUUCACAAAUGGAAUGUGGGGGGAUGCUGUAUAUCUCAGUAAAUGUGUAUUCAAUCCGCCCACACAUGCACACACUCCUGCCAUAGUUUCACUUUACAGACUAAAGUCCUUUUUUUUGACAAUUUUACCCAGAUGAUGCCAAUCCAUUUUUUUUAACCCAGUUUUGGUGACAUGUCAUGACACGUCUACAAUCUUAUGCUGUAUUUUUAAAAAAAAUCAUUUUUGGUUGAUUAAAUAGUGUUGAUGAUGAUGGCAAUGAUGGUGAUCAAAGCAGAAGUGUGUUUUUGUUUCACGAGGAUAUGGAAAACCUUCACAUCAACACAGAAGUAGUUGCGCUUCAACUAUUUUAGGUCAUGUGAGAAUUUUGACACUCUGCAGUCAAUUCUGCGUGGCUACAAUAUUCAUUUGUAGGUUAAAAUGUUUUUUUUGUAAAGCAAACCAAGUAUUGUUCUGCUGGUAAAAGGUCACCCAUUUCCCGAUUUGUAUUUAAUUCUCAUGUUUGGUAAAGAUGCCAAUGAAGUUACUGUCUUACAGCCAUUGACUGAUCUGAUAUUUAUUUUGAACAUUUUUGUAAACUGUCUUCUUUGAGAGAACUGAAUUCAAGGUCCAAUUCACAAUGUCGUACUUUUGUAGUCUGGAACACAGACAAGAUGUUUCAUUUCAUAAUAAAAGCUUGUUCGCUGAA